AAAUUAACCCUUAGCUGUAUUUGAUAUAUCUGACAGUUGCAAUGUACAGUUUGUCAAAUAUCUCUACUGAAAAAAUGCCAAAAAAAUUCUCUGGUGAAAACACUAAAGCAGUUGCCGCUCGAGAGAGAAAAAAACAGUCGAAAGAAAAGUCACAAACUGAACAUAAAUCAAUUGAAAAUGAUGAGUUUAAGGAUGAACAUAAAGGCUCACUGAAGAAACAACAAAAAAAGGAAGCUGACGAAAGGAAGAAACAACAAACGCUGCAGAGAAAGGCUGAAACAAAAAAAAUCUUACAGAAGGAGAUGGAGGAAGCUUCCGAAAAGCCCACUAAAAAAGUUACAAGAGCUGAAAUAAAAUCAAGACUCACAGUACCUGUGGAGCAGAAGGAAGCGGAACAUUUCGAAAAGCCAUCUGUGUCACCUUUAUUUGAAAAUCUCAACAGAUUGCAAGUUGGAGAGGAAUCCGCAAGAACAGUGGACGAAGCUAUUGGUAUUUUCAAGGAGAAAGAAAUUGAUAAACAUCCAGAAAAACGAUUGAAAGCAGCGUAUUCUGCAUACGAGAAAAAACGUCUUGAAGAAUUAAAAAAAGCUGACAAUGGCCUGCGUUUAUCGCAAAUGAAGCAGACAAUUUUCAAAGAAUGGCAAAAAUCUCCCGAAAAUCCACUCAACAACUCAUAAAUUUUAAUUCACGAGCGAAAACAAGACAUUUAAUAAGUAGUUAAAUGAUUAUAUUGAAAAUAGUUUUGCUAUUAAAUGAAUCAUAUAAUCUUGGACUAAAAAGUCCUUCGUUAA
Molecule: messenger RNA, 791 nt
Organism: Leptinotarsa decemlineata (Colorado potato beetle)
Lineage: Eukaryota; Metazoa; Arthropoda; Insecta; Coleoptera; Chrysomelidae
Product: coiled-coil domain-containing protein 124-B
Biological process (GO): transcription by RNA polymerase II
Cellular component (GO): nucleus
Molecular function (GO): transcription coactivator activity
Source: RefSeq, a predicted model, not a curated record